This is a messenger RNA of Colletotrichum orchidophilum, 1797 nucleotides long. Its product is annotated as SMG1 protein. The transcript is spliced from 3 exons. Lineage: Eukaryota; Fungi; Ascomycota; Sordariomycetes; Glomerellales; Glomerellaceae. The coding region runs from base 1 to 1797 and encodes 598 amino acids. The record is from RefSeq and is a predicted model, not a curated record. Gene Ontology annotation, molecular function: oxidoreductase activity, acting on CH-OH group of donors; flavin adenine dinucleotide binding.
AUGACUGCUGUUAACAACACCAAAGGUUUUGACUUCAUUGUCGUUGGCGGUGGCACUGCUGGCUGCGUUGUUGCCGGUCGUUUGGCUGAGAACCCCGAGGUCAACGUUCUCGUCAUCGAGGCCGGCGUCAGCAACCCCAAGGAUAACGACACCAUCACCACACCUGCUCGCGCCUUUGAACUUCGGGGUAGCAAGUGGGAUUGGGGCUACAAGACGACGAUGAUCGACCGUCCCGACUAUACUCGCGUCGAGAAGCCCAACACCCGUGGCAAGGUUCUCGGCGGCAGCAGUUGCCUCAACUACUACACUUGGAUCCGCGGCAGUGCGGCUACUUUCGACGAGUGGGCCGCCUACGGCGGUGACGAGUGGACCUGGGACGCCUGCAAGGCGUACUUUGACAAGCCCGCUACGUUCCAUGAUGACCAGGGUCUCUUCCCCAAGCACUUGCAGCACAUUGGUACUUCGGGACCUCUGCAUGUCUCUCCUGCGGAACUCGUCUCCGAGGUUGCCCCAUUUCGAGAAGCGCUGAAGACAGCCUGGGUCAGCAAAGGUGAGAAGCUGAAUAAUGAGAUCUACGACGGCGAGAUGCAUGGCCUGGCCACAGCUGUCAGCUCGAUCUACAAGGGAACACGUUCAUCCAGCUGGCUCUUUCUCGAAGGCAAGAAGAACGUCACUGUUCUAGGCCAGAGCAGCUCCAAGCGCCUCAUCAUCGAGGACGGCAAGGCUGUCGGGGUCGAGGUCAUUGGCCCCGAUGGGCAAGACCUCAGUUUCCGUGCCAAGUACGAGGUCAUUGUCGCUUCUGGCGUGUACGAGUCGCCCAAGCUUCUGAUGCUGUCGGGAAUUGGCCCCAAGGAGCAUUUGCAGUCCUUUGGUAUCGAGACUAUUGUUGACUCACCCCACGUCGGACAAAACCUGCUUGAUCACCCCAUCAUGCCUCAUGUCUUCAAGCUCAAGGAUGGCUAUGGUCUGGAUAACCAUCUUCUCCGCGCCGGUCCGGAGAAAGAUGGCGCCGUGUCUUCUUACCGCUGGAAGCACCGAGGCCCUCUGAGCAGUGGCCUUCUGGAGCUGGUUGGCCUGCCUCGAAUCGACGAUCGCCUCAAGAAUUGCGACGAGUAUACCGAACAUCUCGACAAGAAUGGCGGUGUUGAUCCUUUUGGCCCUGGUGGACAACCUCACUUUGAGAUCGACUUUGUUGUAAGCCCUCCCCUGUCCAACUUCUCUAAGUCUUUAGUGCUGACGAAGCUCUUCAAGCCCAUGUUUUGCGACGCUUUCCAGUGGCAUAUUCCUACCCCACCGCAGGGUGAUUACUUCACCGUCAUCGUCGACUUACUGCGCCCAUUGUCUCAGAACGGCACCGUCAAGCUCAACUCCACCGACCCGCUUGAGCAGGCUAACAUCAACAUCAACUUCUUCUCGAACGAUCUUGACCUCAUUGCUAUGCGAGAAGGUGUCCGCUUCGUCGACGAUAUCAUCAUGAACGGAGAAGGCAUGAAGGACAUCAUCGAGGGAGACUACCCCUGGCCUAUGCCCCGGACUUCUGAUGAGGCCAUGAUCAAGAUGAUCUUGGAGCGCUCUCAAACUGGUUUCCAUCCCUGCGGCACCACUCGCAUGUCCAAGAACAUUGAACAGGGUGUUGUGGAUAGCAAGCUUCGCGUCCAUGGCGUUGAACACCUUCGAGUUAUUGAUGCUUCGGUGUUCCCCGUCAUCCCAGACUGCCGAAUUCAAAACGCUGUCUACAUGGAUGCAGAGAAAACAUCGGACGCCAUCAAGGCAGCCUAUCCUGAGCUGUUCCAGUGA